This is a messenger RNA of Fundulus heteroclitus (mummichog), 7194 nucleotides long. It is a transcript of the gene abca3b, whose product is annotated as ATP-binding cassette, sub-family A (ABC1), member 3b. Gene Ontology annotation, molecular function: ATP binding; ATP hydrolysis activity; ABC-type transporter activity. Gene Ontology annotation, cellular component: membrane; intracellular membrane-bounded organelle. The record is from RefSeq and is a predicted model, not a curated record. Gene Ontology annotation, biological process: lipid transport; transmembrane transport. The transcript has 31 exons. Lineage: Eukaryota; Metazoa; Chordata; Actinopteri; Cyprinodontiformes; Fundulidae. The coding region runs from base 373 to 5499 and encodes 1708 amino acids.
GUUUCGUGUUUUGUUGACGUUUGCUGGUCGGUGGCUUUUUGUGGAUGAAUUUACAGACCUCAUCCAGCCUCUGGUGCAAUGUCAUUGGCCUCUCUGGAAGGCAGCAAACUGGAAGGGACACAGCCGGCCAGGCUUCGCUGCAAACGCGCUUAGCUCCUCCAGAUGCAGCCGCACAUCGACGGCGAGGGCGAAGGAAGAAGGCUCGCAGUGAUGUUUGACGCUCCGGUGUGAGAAAAUAAGCAGGAAAUUGUUUUCACCUCGACUGGAGGGGAGGCAGACAGAGAGAAAGACCCCCGUUUUUAUGUUCCGAACCCGCUCCAUUUUAAGCCCCUAUAGAGAGCCGCCUGGUUGCUGCCUUCUGUCUGUUUAGAUAUGGCCAUCAUAAGACAAUUUGGACUGCUGGUGUGGAAAAACUAUCUUCAGCAGAAACGUCAGAUCCUUGUAACGCUGGUGGAGAUCCUCCUGCCGCUGCUUUUCUCCGGCAUCCUCAUCGUGCUGCGCCAGAAGGUGCCUUUCCAGGACUACCCAAAUGCCACCGUCUACAGGAGCUUUGCCGUCGACAGUUUGCCGCGAGGCUUCCUGCGAGAGCUGCAGCUGGGCUACGUGCCCGGCAACUCCAGCGUGGUGCGUCAGGUGGCGGAGGACGUGCGAGCCCGACUGUCCCUGGCCUCAGUGCGCGGCUUUGAGACAGAGGAGCAGUUUGAGAAGCACAUCAGGACCGACCCCCAGUCGCACCAGCUGUUGGCGGGUGUCGUCUUUGAACACCCCUUCACCCACGACGACGAACCCCUGCCCCUGCAGGUGAGCUACCAUCUCCGCUUUACCUUCACUCCACGCAACGCCCCGUCUAGGGAGAGGUCCGAACUGAGCCCGAACAGCGACCUGGACUGGCACACUCUCAGCCUCUUCCCCCUUUUUCAGCUGCCAGGCCCAAGGGAACAGCAUGAGAAGGAGGGUGGUACGCCAGGUUAUUACCGCGAGGGCUUUCUGGCCGUCCAGCACGCAGUGGACCGAGCCAUCAUGCGAUCCCACAACAGAACUGGAGCAGAUCAUCUGCUAGGACAGACCAGGGUGGUUGUGUCACGCUUUCCUUACCCUGACUUUAUAUAUGACGUCUUCAUCCUGGCCAUUCAGAACCAGCUGCCUCUUCUCUUAGUGCUCAGCUUCACUUAUACGUCCCUCAACAUAGUGCGAGCUGUGGUGCAGGAGAAAGAGCGGAAGCUUAAGGAGUACAUGAGAAUGAUGGGCCUCAGCAACUGGCUGCACUGGAGUGCAUGGUUCCUGAUGUUCUUCCUCUUCCUUUCCAUUUCAGUGUUUUUCGUUACUCUGCUCCUCUGCAUCCGGGUGAGUCCAAAUGGUGCAGUGCUAAACUACAGUGACCCCACACUGGUCUUUGUCUUCCUGCUCGCCUUCACUGUGGCCACCAUCAACUACAGCUUCAUGAUCAGUGCCUUCUUCUCACGAGCCAAUGUGGCGGCGGCAGCGGGCGGCUUCAUCUACUUCCUCAGCUACCUGCCUUAUUUGUUCCUGUGGCCUCGCUAUGACUUACUGAGCCACGCUCAAAAGGUGUCGGCCUGCCUUAUCUCCAACGUGGCCAUGGCCAUGGGAGCACAGCUUAUUGGAAUGUUUGAAGGCAAAGGUACUGGAAUCCAGUGGUCGAACUUGUUUGACUCUGUGACGGUGGACGAUGACUUCUCCAUGGCCCAGGUUCUGUGCUUGCUGCUGUUUGAUUCGGUGCUUUACGGCCUGGUGGCCUGGUACAUGGAGGCCGUGUUUCCCGGGGAGUAUGGAGUGCCUCUUCCAUCUUACUUCUUUUUACUGCCUUCCUACUGGUGCAGCAGCCCUCGCAUGGCUUCAGUAAGCGAGAAGGAGGAAGAGGAGGAUGCAGAAAAAGCUAUGAAGGGAGAGUUUAUGGAGGAGGAGCCAGCUGGAGUAGUGUCUGGGGUAAAGAUUAAACAUCUUUCUAAGGAGUUCAAAGUAGGGCACAAGACACGGCAGGCUGUGCGAGACCUGACGCUGAACAUGUUCGAGGGGCAGAUCACAGUGGUGCUGGGACACAACGGCGCUGGGAAGACCACCACGCUGUCCAUGCUUACAGGUCUGUUUCCGCCCAGCAGUGGCAGGGCCUACAUCAACGGGUACGACAUCUGUCAGGACAUGGCUCUGAUCCGCCGCAGCCUGGGUCUCUGUCCCCAGCACGACGUUUUGUUCGACAACCUCACAGUGAGAGAGCAUCUGCUCUUCUAUACGCAGCUGAAAGGCUUCCCCAAGGAGCAAAUCCCAGACGAGGUGGAUCGGAUCAUCCGCAUCUUGAAUCUGGAGGACAAGCGACAUUCCCGCUCCAAGACUCUCUCUGGCGGCAUGAAGAGGAAGCUUUCUAUCGGCAUCGCCCUCAUAGGAGACUCCAAGGUUGUCAUGCUGGAUGAGCCCACGUCGGGUAUGGACCCAUCAGCGCGACGGGCCACCUGGGACCUUCUCCAGGGAGAGAAACGAGGCCGCACCAUCCUGCUCACAACUCAUUUCAUGGACGAGGCCGACCUGCUCGGCGACCGGAUCGCCAUCAUGGCAGGAGGCGAGCUGCAGUGCUGCGGCUCGCCUCUCUUCCUGAAGAACAAAUACGGUGCUGGGUACCACAUGGUGAUCGUCAAGGAUCCACUUUGCAAUGUAACCGAGAUCACACGCCUUGUUCACUUGUAUGUUCCCAACGCCACACUGGAGAGCAGCGCUGGAGCCGAGCUCUCUUACAUCCUGCCUAAAGAAAGCACCAGCAAAUUUGAGCUGCUGUUUGCCGAACUGGAGAUGAAUAAAGAAGAGCUGGGUAUUGCAAGCUAUGGAGCCUCAGUGACCACCAUGGAAGAAGUCUUCCUCAGAGUUGGAAAGCUGGUGGAUUCUAGUUUGGACAUUCAGGCGAUCCAGCUGCCAGCCCUUCAGUACCAACACGAGAGGCGCUCCCAUGACUGGACCACCGACGACGCCAGCAGCAUCAGUGGCCUGACAGACGUCACCGACUUCACCGACAGCGGCACGCUCAUCUCUGAGGACGGCUCCAACAUCAAACUCAACACGGGGGUGAGACUCCACCUGCAGCAGUUUUAUGCCAUGUUUCUGAAGAGGGCGCUCUACAGCUGGAGGAACUGGAAGGUGAUGGUGGCUCAGUUCUUGGUUCCUUUGAUCUUCACCGUUGUGGCCUUAGUGGUGGCGCGCACCCUUCCCAACCACCAGGACGCUCCGCUGCUGAGGCUGGCCCUCAGCCGCUACGGCGCCACCAAGGUCCCCGUGGCCCUGCAGCCUGGGGCGGGCCCCCUCGCCUCUUCUUUAGCGAAUGCGUACGCCUCCCAGCUCCUUGCCCAGCUGGGCGAGCUCAGAAAUAUCACAGACUUCACUCAGUACGUCCUGACCAAUGCGAAAGCAGAGGGCGGCAGCUUCAACGAGCGCUGCGUGGUGGGUGCUGCCUUCCUGGGCAGGACCAGCCACUAUUCAGAAGCAACAGCCUACUUCAACAACCAGGGUUACCACACACCUGCCACAGCCCUCAUGAUGGUGGACAAUGCCCUGUUCAAGCUUUUAGCUGGGCCCAACGCCUCCAUCCUGACGGGCAACUACCCCAUGCCUAGAAACCUGUCUGAGGCUGCAAGGAGCCAGCUCACAGAGAGUAAGACCGGGUUUGCCAUUGCCAUCAACCUGAUGUACGGCAUGGCCUCCCUGUCCAGCACUUUCGCCCUGCUGCUUGUAACCGAGUCGUCCAUCAAGUCGAAGCACGUGCAGCAGGUCAGCGGCGUCUACCUGUCCAACUUCUGGUUCUCCGCCCUGCUGUGGGACCUGGUCAACUUCCUGCUGCCGUGCCUCCUGAUGCUGGUUGUAUUUCAAGCGUUUGGAGUCGAGGCCUUUGUGGCGGAUCACCACCUCAUCGACGUCCUCCUGAUGCUCCUCCUGUACGGCUGGGCCAUCGUGCCUCUGAUGUAUCUGCUCAGCUUCUUCUUCUCCACCGCCGCCACCGCCUACACGCGCCUCACCAUCUUCAACAUGAUCUCCGGCACCUCCACGUUUCUGGCAGUCACCAUCAUGACCAUCCCAGAGUUAAACCUGGUGCACUUGUCACACUUGUUGGAUAAGGUGUUCCUGAUCUUCCCAAACUACUGCCUGGGCAUGUCAUUCAGCCAGUUCUACCAGAACUAUGAAUUCAUCAAGUUUUGCACCUCAGGUCCCAUCAGCAAAGGAAUCUGCCAAUACUUCAACAUCACGUACCAGACAAACUACUUCUCAAUGUCUGAGCCCGGUGUGGGACGCUUCCUGGUGGCCCUGUCCGUGCAGGGCGUCGUCUUCAACGCUCUGCUCUUCGUCAUCGAGCUGCAGUGUGUCCGCACCGUCUGCAGGUUCUUCACCUCUCUGUGCAGGAGACGCAAACAGAUGCCUCUGUUAGACGAUGCGGCGUUCCUCCCAGAGGACCGGGAUGUGGCUGAAGAGAGGAAGCGGGUCCUGGAGUGCCAGCCCGUGGUGGAGUCCAUGGUCGGCAGCCCCCUCAUCCUGCAUGAGCUCAGCAAGGUUUACAGCAGCGGGGAGAACCUUCUGGCUGUGGACAGGCUGUCUCUCGCUGUGGGGAAGGGUGAGUGCUUUGGCCUCCUGGGCUUCAACGGAGCAGGAAAGACCACGACGUUCAAGAUGCUGACCGGCGACGAGAGCGUGACGUCAGGCGACGCCUACAUAGACGGCUACAGCAUCCUGAGGGACAUUAAGAAGGUACAGCAGCGCAUAGGUUACUGUCCUCAGUUUGAUGCCGUGCUGGACCACAUGACCGGAAGAGAGACGCUGAGCAUGUACGCCCGGCUCAGAGGGAUCCCGGAGAAGUACGUGGCUGGAUGUGUGGAGAACGUCCUGAGGUCGCUGCUGCUGGAGCCACAUGCUGAUAAACUGACCCGCAGCUACAGUGGGGGUAACAAGAGGAAGCUGAGUGCCGGAAUGGCUUUGAUUGGUGGGCCUCCGGUCAUCUUCCUGGAUGAGCCUUCCACCGGGAUGGACCCUGUGGCCCGGAGGCUGCUGUGGGAUGCAGUGACGCGCACCCGGGAGUCUGGGAAGGCCAUAAUAAUCACUUCUCACAGCAUGGAGGAAUGUGAGGCCCUUUGCACCAGGCUGGCAGUGAUGGUUAACGGUCAGUUCAAGUGCCUCGGGAGUCCCCAGCACCUAAAGAGCAAGUUCGGCAGCGGCUACACGCUGCUGGCUAAGAUACACAAGGAGGAGGAUAUGGAGGACAGCGACCUGCAGCUUUUUAAAGACUUCAUUGAAAGCACCUUCCCAGGAAGCCAACUCAAAGAUGAGCACCAGGGAAUGGUUCACUACCAUCUGACAGAUAAAACACUAACCUGGGCACAGGUGUUCGGCACUUUGGAGGCAGCCAAAGAGAAGUACCGCAUCGAGGACUACUGCGUGAGCCAGAUAUCCCUGGAGCAAGUAUUCCUCAGCUUCGCUCAGUUCCAACACUCCUCACAGACUGACAGGAAGUAGGCGAAUAGAGGCGAGGAAUCCGUCCAGUGCUGACCCAAAACCUGUCUGCAAGGACACGCCGGUGCAAGCAAGAAAACCUCCCCCCCCCAAAAAAAAAAAACGUUGACUUGAACAUCAACACUAGCGAAGUCCGUGGUCCAGUCCGAAACGUUGCCGUUUCCGCUGUUUCACGAGACUUUGAUUGGUCAUUCACACUGUUUGUUGUUGGCGCGUGAAGUUAGGAACGCCGACUCUCAUCGUAGCUUUUUGGAUUUCGAUACCAAGUAAUGAACUCUUAGAUCUGCACCUUCUUAAUUGAGUCAAACGCAAUGAUGACCCUCAACCGCUACACUGAACUGUGUGUGACAGGGUUAGUGUGUGUGCGUGCGUGUAAGCGUGUGUGUGUUUAAUAUUUGUACAGAUUUUGUUUUUUCUUAUUUAUGACUUUUAUUACUUAUGUUUCCAAGAUGUUGUGCUGAUUUUCAUCACAGGAGAAUGAACCACUCUGAUGAUUGUGAAGUUGCUGUGCACCUUCGAGCCUUAUCCAGCAAACUAUUUGAUUGUUUUUAGGUUGCCCUCAACCGGAAGGAUUCCAAGAUGCUUAAGAGCCUCUGGACGUUGUGACCAGAUGUACAUAUUGGGACACCUUUAUGUGGGGCCUGUACUCGAUUCAAGACUGUUUUCAAUGUAAUGCAUGCAUGAGGUCUGAAUGAAGAAAAGCAUGACGCUCUGGGCGGUUAGAGCUAAAGGGAAUCAAAACUGAAGAAUAGUCCUGAGAUUACAUUUAAUCAUCUCUGAAUGCGGUCUGCACUGCUCCUUUUUUCCAGUUUACGUGAAUCCCAGUUUUCUGCAGCAACGUGCAACAGGAGGGAUGUUGUGAUUGCUUUGAAAAUGGAGUAGAUUCACCCAAUGAUUCCUUAAUUAGGCUAAUUUGCGAUAUGAAAAUGGUGAAUUAGUCACCAAACAACUAAUGAAUAUCAUUUCUAAGAAGACCAACCCUCGUUUUCUGGGACAAAUGAAUCCCUGCAGCCUUUUAAUGUCUUGUUCUCGUGCUUUUGGUUACACAUUAAGCAUCAAAUCAUGUUAACAUUAUUACGUUCCUAAAAUCAAAUCUGUAUAAAGGUGUAUGUAUUGUCUAGAAAAUACCCAGAGCUACAUUUAUUGUUUUCAAAAGUAAUCUUUCCCACACAUAUUAUUGACAAAUGUAGUCUCCUGCUUCUCCUUAAUGGUAAACGGACUGAAUUUAUGUAUCGCUUUUCUAUUGACAUGCUGACCACUCAAAGCAGUCGCUAUGUUACAAUCUAGGACAAGUAAAUUUCCUCAUACUCGGACCAACAAAUCACUUCAGUGGUGUGACGAAUGUACGCCUUCUCCAUGCCGUCCGACAUUAACGAAAAUAAUGCAUUCUCUUUUAUUAACCUCUUCAUUUACACUUCUAGGACGUCUUUGUACUGUUUUGCACAAUUCAUUGCCAUUAAGCAAAUGACUUGAACGAGUUACAGCAUGAACAUUUGACAUGUGUGCACUGCUGCUGUUUUAAAGACCGAGUCCUGCUGAAAUAUGGUGUGUCAUAUUUUAUAAAAAAAAAAAAAAAGGGAAUUCACAACAUUGUGACUGUGUAUUGUACUGUACCAUGACAAACUGAACCCGUCAAAUCUGUGUGCAUCCCUGUCCUUUUUAAAUUAAAUGAUGCUCCCGAUCAGAGCGAACAUCUGA